Molecule: messenger RNA, 3298 nt
Organism: Neurospora crassa OR74A
Lineage: Eukaryota; Fungi; Ascomycota; Sordariomycetes; Sordariales; Sordariaceae
Exons: 3
Coding region: 636-2342 (568 amino acids)
Source: RefSeq, a predicted model, not a curated record
GACAGAAGUGUACCUCUGCAACUCGAGACUUGCACCCCUUCCAUUCCUUCAACACUUACUGCCGCCGCCCACUUUGCUCUACUAUCCAAUCCUCCACUCUCCAUCGCAGAAGUAGACCAACCAGCAAGACAACUAACGAAGCGCGCCCACCAGACCCGUCUCGUGCCUUCUUGUCACGGACGCGGGCCGCCGCCCCAUUCCAUUCUCCAGACAAGCAGUUAGGCAUUUACAACUUAUCUGUACCGACCACCAGCGAUACCCAUCCAUCCGUCCCACCCUUACCGAUACCUACACCUGUUUCUGUCGUCACUUUGCCUGCAACAAGCGACCAGCAAGCAACGACUACGGCCAACGCCCCUCCAUUUACGCAACAACAAUAACAUAAACAUACCUACCUACCAAGCUACCACCCAGCUUGCCUCUUUUUCUCGUUUACCAGCUAUAUCAGUAGAACGCGAAGAAUACAUUCUCUUAUAUUACAACAUCGUACCACAGCCGACGUGCCCGCCGCCCUGUCUCCCCCGCUUUCCACCUUCGCGAGACCGGCCGUGCCAUUACAACCCACAACACCAACCGCUUAGGUUCACCCACGUAGAACAACAUAGGCCCUUGGCCGAGGCACGACAACCGACAAAAUGCCCUGUUUCAAGGGCAUUGCCGUGAGCAUUCACGCCAACGGAGCGCCCCUACCCGAAUAUGGCAUCCAGAAACAGUCCCGCGUCUCGCGAAUCAACACCUACAUCCCCGUACCUCAGCCCCAGAUCAGCCCUGACUCUGGCAGGCCCGAGGCCGCCAAGUUCGCCAUCUCCAUCACCCUGCUCACCCCGGGUCUGGCGAUACCCUACUCGACACCCAAGGCCACGGAGAACAAUCCCUAUCCGAAGCCGGCCUUUGUCGGCACCAUGCCCACCAGCACGGGCGAGCGUGGAAAGUACCAUGGCGUUGUGGCUCCUUACAUUCCUAUGACGAAUAGUGAGAACGAGACCAUCGCGGCCUACAUCUACUUUGACGGCAGGGCCAAGGAGGAAGUAGCUACUCUGUUGCGCCCCGGCGAGGAAACCUGGGUCAAUAGCAGGUGGGUUCAGGUACCCCCAUCUGAAGGCGGAGGUUUAGCCGAGCGCGAGUUCCUCUUCCGCGAGGUCGGUCUCGAGAGAUGGCUCAACGGCCUGGAUCUCCAAGGCCAUGACGCCGCCGAGAAGCUCGAGCGCCGCAGGCAAAAGUUCGAGAAGCGCCGUAGGAGGCAAAAGGCCAUUUCCGAGGGCAACGCAGCUUCGGGCCGUCUGCAGGGUACCCUUAGGUAUGGAUCCGAAGACAGGCCGGUCGAGGCCGUAGACGAAGAUGCCUCGCUUUCCUCCUCGGAUGACGACGAGCCCCCCGAGGCCACUGGACAGAUUAAGGUGGCUAUGUUCCGCGUUAUUGCGUCUGGUGAAAUCAAAAAGGGAGAAUACAGUCCCCAGUUCGACGCCCAUGACGACGACGACGAGGAAGGCGGCUCCAAGAGCGGCAACAAUGGGAUCGAUGCGGAUGUGGAACACACCACUAGCUUUGCAAAGCCCAAGACACUUGAUCCGAAAACUAUUAGCACUCAGACAGUAACCGGUAUCGACGGGCCAGAGAAGCCUUAUGCCGUUUUUACCUUUUUCUACCGCGGCGAGCGCCAACUACAGAAGAUGGGCGUCCUGGCCUCCGAGAAGCAGCAAGUUACCAGUCCAACUGCCGCCAAGCGACGAUCCGCACAGCUCGACUUCUCCAGCCUGGGACCUUUGAAGAAGCAAGGUACUGUGGGCUUCUCGACAUUCCGUGAUCGCGAUGCAGAGCCGAGGCCGAAGAAGUCGCGCAAGAACACCAAUGGCAAGGCCGGUGCCAUGGAUGAAGAUAGCGAUGACGAAGAUGAUGACGAGGAUAUCAGCGAUAAGAUGCUUGCUGAUGACGAAGACAAUGUCGACCCUUCCAAGCAGGGUCCAGAGGACGUCAAGUUUACUGGAGAGUUGGCGGAUGGAGUAAAUCGCAUAAAGCUCAAGCGUGCUCACGACGCGGGUCAAAGCAGCACCACUGAUACACAAGCUGGAGGAUCCGCCCCAGAGAACGGAAGCGCGCCAGGAACGACCGCUGGUCUGUCAUCACUAUUCCCCAAGAGCCUAACCGGCGAGGCCGCCGCUGUGGGUAGUCCCAUGAAGAAGGCUCGUGCGAGCGUAGACGACGUGGGCAGUGAUGUGAAGCCACUGGGCGGCAGCUCUUUCGUGCCUUCGGUGCCAUCAGGUCCUAAUGGGAUACUCGCUCAAGCCGCGGAGACACCUCUACCGCAGACGAUGGGUGGUGAGAUGGACGAGGAGGAGCUAUAGGACACUCUCGAAGCUCACCAUGACACCCGCUGGCUUUCCAAGAAGGCCAGAUGUACCAGAAAGCUACAGCGGUUGUCUGACAGGCGGAGUAAGAUGAGAUCUUCUUGUGCCGCUGAAUGAUUUCGUCGAAAGAGGGGGAGUGUCAGGCUGAGAGGUCACUAAGGAAGGGAGUGAGGAGAGACGCAGGGGCUGAGAUUUCAUCUGCAAUGCCCUGGAUGAAGGGCAUCAUCAAUCAGUGUCCACCCCAACAUUGACCUGGUGCUCCGCAUGCAUAAGAUCAGGUGCCCGGAAGGAAGCGGUUUACGGGAAAAUGAUACAGCGAAGAAAGAUACCACGCCCUCAAAAAAAACAGACAAAAUCAACUCGAUUAACCAAACCAAUAUCGUUCUCUUCUCUUCUCUUCUCUUCUCUGUAUUCUCGCGGAAACUUGAUAUACACACACGCAAAGCUUCUCGUUUUGUCUUUACUAUAUUAUGUCGCGAAGCAACUGCCGAACUGCUCUUACCGAUUAACGGCUAGCGUUUGUUUUCUGUGUAAACUCCUUGCAUUUUUGCAUAAGAGUAGGAGUCGCGUGGAUUUCCAAUGAGAAAAAAAAAAAGAGAGAAACCGAGACCAAGGAAGAUCGUGUAUCGGGCUACUGCAGUUCGAAUCAUGAUGAAGAGGGAUUAUAAAGAGAAGAGAAGAGAAGAGAGAGAGGGGGGAGGUAGGAAGGAAGGAAGGCAAAAGGAUAUCGGGCUCAUGCAAAAGGGAAAGAGCAUCACCACCAAGAAGCGGAAAUGUCCUUGUUUUUUUUCUUCUCCUUUUUGUGUUCUGUAUCAUCUAGCUUUGUCUUUGACUUGGACUGCGUCUUCUUGAAAGUGAGUGUAUAGAAGAAGUGUAACAUGGAUAGGGACAAGAAGGGGCAAAGAGGCAGACAGGCACACAGACAGACACACAGACACUCAGACAGAGCUUAU